GGCCUCCACUUCCCCUCCCGCGCUCCCGAGUAUGCAAGACAGUUGGAAUGUGCCCGCCACGCCGGGCCUGAAUUCGUUCAGCGAGGACGAUUGCAGCAUGCCCGCCGUUGACGAGUGGCGCCCGCGGCCGCGGCGCCCACUCGCCCACCCGCAGCGCUGCGACGGCUCCACAGUCGCUCUAUUUGCGUACGCAGCGGCCCCGCCGCGCAGUUCCACGCCUGCGGGCGCGAGGGCCGCGUCGCUGCGACAGGACGACGACGGGCGUGCUCGCUUCUCCGGUCGACUCCGCUAUUACCUGCCCGAGGGCUGGUGCUCGUCGUACAAGUUCACCGUCUUUGAGCGCUCUUACGUGGUGCAGCUGGACUCGCACGGCAGCGAGCAGUUCUGCCUCGCCCGCCCGGUCACCGCCAGCCUCGCCGACGCCGCGCGCGACUUUGAGCUCGUGUGGCCGGUGCCUCUCGAGCCCAGCAUCUUGGGGGGCACUGUCGAGCAUGCACACCAAACUGCGACGGCUCUCCGUGGCGAGCCAUGGGCCGCAACCACCGCAGCUGCACCCGCAGCCGCCACAGCCGCAGCACCACGUGGCUCGUGGCAUGUGGCACGUACCCGGCAACGCGCUGCAGUGAUCUAUCUAUUAAGAGCGCGCCGAGGCGCUGUCUCCUCCUGCGCAGCCGUAUACGUCGAUCGUCGUCCCUUGCGAUACGAUACAAGAAAGAAAAAGCAAAA
Messenger RNA from Emiliania huxleyi CCMP1516, 726 nucleotides. RefSeq lists its product as hypothetical. The annotation marks the transcript as partial. The transcript has 3 exons. The record is from RefSeq and is a predicted model, not a curated record. Lineage: Eukaryota; Haptophyta; Isochrysidales; Noelaerhabdaceae.